GGAGAGCAGAAGGCACCUGCUUCAAUGGGCAUUGCCACUGAAGCCUCUGCGAUGCACGCCUUGGUGAGGAGCUCUGGUCGUCUCGCGAAGGGGCUCGGCCGCUUGGUGGUCUCCAGACAUGUUCCGCAGCUGGCAGAGUCCAGAGGGGCCCUGCAGUGUCCGACCCACAGGCUGUUCUUGAAUAGCACAGCCUCGUCAACUCAGUCCGGUAGCCUAAUGGAUUACUCCCUCCCCAACUCCAGCUGGAGUGAAGACAUGAUGGAGGAGUUCAAGAAGUUCAUGGGGAUGUGUGAAGACAGGACGUGGAGAAGGAUCCCUUCUCAUAGGUACUUGGAGAAGAAUAUCUCAGUAUGGAGAGGGAAGGUACCCCAGGAAGAGGAGGAGGGGGGAGAAAAGAAGAGAGAGACCCGAUUCUUUUGCCGAAACAUCGAUGGUGAAGGUCUGGGGUUCGAAUACGUGAUGUUCUUCAACCAAUCCGAGAAAAGGGUCGUGUGCAUUUUCCAGCCGGGGGACUACCUGGAGAGUUAUGCAGGUAUGGUGCAUGGUGGCUGCAUCGCAACCAUCCUCGACAACGCCUUCACGGCAUGCGUCGUCGCCGUCGCUGGCAGAGGCUUUGUGGUGAAUCUCAACGUCAACUAUAAGAGCCCCAUACGACUGGGCUCCGUGGUCCUGGUGGACAGCAAAAUAGAGAAGAUGGAGGGGAGGAAGAUGUUCCUGUCUGGCCAGGUGAGGAGCAAGGAUGGACAGACCCUUCACGCAGACGCCACAGCUCUGCUCAUCUUAAGUGAUUCCAAGAAGUCCUCUCGCCUAUAAGCAUCACCUCUCGAAGUCGAUUUGAAUUCCCACUAUGGAACUGCUCACUCUUCUCCCGUUCUGGGACCAGUUGCUGUGAUAGACCUUCGUCCCCUGCCUGAUCCAACCCCUCAUGCCUUGGCAAAGAAGACCCCUUGAAUCCUGGUCGGCGUUCACUUCAUAUUGACCAAAAGCUCGUUUUGAGCAGCACUGGAAUUUGACCAAUAGGCUGGAGGUUCAAGUUCUCGGCUGUAAACAGGGGUCAUUUCUUGAAGAAGAGAUGCAGGCGCUCAUUA
Molecule: messenger RNA, 1088 nt
Organism: Gekko japonicus
Lineage: Eukaryota; Metazoa; Chordata; Lepidosauria; Squamata; Gekkonidae
Product: acyl-coenzyme A thioesterase THEM4-like
Exons: 6
Coding region: 25-813 (262 amino acids)
Source: RefSeq, a predicted model, not a curated record